Messenger RNA from Lolium perenne, 1171 nucleotides. The record is from RefSeq and is a predicted model, not a curated record. Lineage: Eukaryota; Viridiplantae; Streptophyta; Magnoliopsida; Poales; Poaceae.
UCCCGUGGAGUCCAUGACGCAUGGGGCCAGCUACUUGCGAGGCCCGACGGUCAGAGACAGCCACAGGUGCUCGUUGGCGUCGCCUUCCAUCUGGAGCCGCAUGGAAUGGUGAAAACCUAGAUCGCGAGUCCCCGAUUCACUCCCCAAUCCCCGUCCGUCCUCUCCUCCCCAACCGUGGCGGCGCGCGUGGAGGAGCGGAAAGGGACGGCGGUGACCCGUGCGGCGCCAGCGGUGGCGGACUCGCCCUUCCCCGCGCGCGAGGAGAAGAGAUCGGGGGGCCCUCGUCCUGCGCGAGUGACGGCAUGCGGCGUGGCGGCGGCUCCUGUCCUCUCGGCUGCGGGACUCGAGGGUCUCUCACGCCUAGCGACGGCGCGGUGGAAGGCGGCGGCUGCACGGGGCAGUGGAAGGCGGGGCGCGCCAGCCCCGCCGGUGGUUUCCUUCAUCUGCACGCGGUGGUUGGCAGCGCAGAGAUGGGCGACGAGCCGCGGGAGCUUGCCGCGAGCGUGCAGCUCGUCCAUCAGCUGUGGCGACGCUCACGUCGCGCAUGCCCCUCCUCCUUGGCAUUCGGCCGGUGGUGGCAUGGAUCAGGAUCCCCUCCGUGUUUGGCGGCGCAGAGCAGCGUGGUGAGCCACAGCAGUUCGCUGCGCGUGCGCAGCUCGUUCUCCUGCGGGGGGCUACGCCUGUCCCCCACGCCCAAGCUGCUGCUCUCCAGCGUGAAGGAUAGUUUGGAGGCUAAAUUGAUUUUCCGCUCAAGCAGCUAGAGGUCUUCCUAGGAAACUGCAUUGGCAGAUGCAGAAGACUCCUGCAGGAUGAAAAAAUGGAUUUACUAGAAGGCAAACACGUGAGUAUUCUCUUUGAAAUGUCCUUUCAGUCCUUUUAGUUAACACUAUCUAAACACAAGCUUUGUUUGUUUUCUGAAUAUAAAUGAACACCUGAAGGUGUAUUGGUGUACAAUUUUUUAAAUUUGCAAGUCUGCUCCUUUUUAUCAUUUCUAUAGUAGUUUUGUACUUACCUAUUUGAAAAGCAUAAGGGGUUUGCUUCAGUACUUUGAAAGGAAAGGUUGAAUCUUUAGAACUGAAGUGAACCUAACCAAACAUACCUUGUUACUGUUGGUGGUCGUAACUUCAGGGUUUCAUGGAUGAGGUGAGCACCUCACCUUGACGGCAUCAUA